Messenger RNA from Megalobrama amblycephala (Wuchang bream), 2024 nucleotides. It is a transcript of the gene isl1b, whose product is annotated as ISL LIM homeobox 1b. The transcript has 6 exons. NCBI's taxonomy places the organism in Eukaryota, Metazoa, Chordata, Actinopteri, Cypriniformes, Xenocyprididae. Gene Ontology annotation, molecular function: DNA-binding transcription factor activity, RNA polymerase II-specific; cis-regulatory region sequence-specific DNA binding. Gene Ontology annotation, biological process: positive regulation of transcription by RNA polymerase II; neuron fate specification; axonogenesis. Gene Ontology annotation, cellular component: nucleus. The coding region runs from base 179 to 1135 and encodes 318 amino acids. The record is from RefSeq and is a predicted model, not a curated record.
CGCGGAACACCUGAUUGGUGCUCCUGCACCUACGUCACAACAAAUAAAUAGAGGAGCGAGACAGACUUACAUUAGUGGCCCUGUAGAUGUGUGUAGUUCAAGAGUGUCUUUCUUUCCUUUAGUGUUUGGCUAGACUGUCGUUUAGAAGAUAACGGCGCUAUUACAUUUGCUUCAUGACAUGGGAGAUCCACAGAAGAGAAAUAAGCUGAUUUCUUACUGCGUGGGUUGUGGGCAUCAGAUCCUGGAUCGCUUCAUUCUGCGGGUUUUUCCUGAUCUCGAGUGGCACGCGCAGUGUCUGAAGUGCGCAGAGUGCCAUCAGCAUCUGGACGAGUCCUGCACCUGCUUCAUCAGAGAUGGGAAAACCUUCUGUAAAGACCACUGCAGCAGAUUACGCAGUAAAUGUGCAAAAUGCCACAAAGCCUUCAUCAGCAAGGAGUAUGUAAUGCGAACAGGAAUGAAUAUUUAUCACAUCCAGUGUUUUCGAUGCGAGAGCUGCAAUCGUCCGUUACUUCCUGGAGAUGAGUAUGUUCUGCGGGAUGGUCAACUGCUCUGUACAGACCAUCAUGAGUUAAACAAAUUAAAGUCUGGCUCAAAUAACCAACAGAAAGAGACUGCAGAUCCAUUUGAGGGCAUGAAAUCCACAGCAUCCUGGAGGACAUCAGAGAGAGCCACCCGUGUGAGGACGGUUCUCAGCGAGUCCCAGCUCCGCAUGCUACAGACCUGUUACAGUGCCAAUCCCAGACCCGACGCCCUCAUGAAAGAGCAGCUCGUGGAAAUGACGGGCCUCAGUCCUCGGGUCAUUCGCGUCUGGUUCCAGAACAAGCGAUGCAAAGAUAAGAAAAGAAGUCUGAUGAUGAGACACACACAGAAGCAGCUUGAGGGCCAUCUGGUUUCAGAGGAUCCAAUGCUAGCCAGUCCAGAGAGCCAGGACAGUGACGUGAUGAUAAGCCCACCAUGGAAACUACUGACCGACUUCAUUCUGCAAAAGGAUGCUGAACACAGAUCAUACCAGCAACUGCUGUCUUUAUCAAAGGAAGCUCUUUGUUCUGCUGGAAGUGAAGCUGUGUCAAUAUCAGCUCAGUUACCAGACACACCCAACAGCCUGGUAGCAAGUGCCACGGACAUCAGCGAGUGAACGGAGCCUCUCCCAUCUCAAAAAUGGAUGGGGUAUUCCUGCAAUACCGGAGGCUGCAGUUUCAGAACCGCAGACCUAUGGACCUAUUUCUAGAACCCUUGUUUUUUGUAUGUACUAGCAGUUCAUGCUAUUUUAGAGCACUUACUAUUCAAUUCUGUAUUUGUAGUAUUAAUUUUCAGGAAUGGUUUGGUUGUUUAAUUAUUUAAAUUUAAUUGAUAUAUUACCCUAACCAACCCCUAACCCUAAACACAACUGUUGGUAACACUUUUUUCCUAUAUUCUGGUUUUAAAUUCAGUUUUGAUGAAAAGAAAGAGCUUAUUUUCAAAACAGAAGCAAGAUAUUUUCUGUGUACGUAUAGGACAUGAGACUUCCUUUUCAUUAGCUGCAGCUUGGCAUGGCGUGUCUCGUCUGGUGUGUGACUGACUUAAAGUGCAGUAAACAGUAAAACUGUUUGCGCUGCAAAGUAUGUGUUUAUUAGUAUGUUAAUAAAUGAAAACAAUAAAACAAAUACCGGUUUACAAUGUCAAUCAAUAAUGAACUGUUUUUGCACAGCUAAAAUAACUGGAGACUGUUGAACAUUCUGAUUCUUAAACAUUCAAAUUUAAAAUGUCUGCUUUUAUGUUAAAAAUAAGGUGGAAAAAUUAUAAAAAUUUAAUAAUUUCCAUGGGUCUAGACUUUGCUCCUGUCUCUUCUCUUGGAGUGGCAUUGCCUAGGUGGCGCAGUCACAGAAAAACUAGGGUCCUGAAACUACAGCCUUCAGAAUUGUAGGAAUAAAGUAUUGACUAAACAGCCAAUGGUUGAUGGUUAACUUUGAGAAUGAUGAAGGACUUCUUUAUAUACAGUACCAUUUAAAAGUUUGGGGUUGGCAAGAUUUUUUUUAAUACUUUUG